Arachis duranensis is the source of this 943-nucleotide messenger RNA. Its product is annotated as universal stress protein A-like protein. The transcript is spliced from 4 exons. Bases 113 to 595 code for a protein of 160 amino acids. Lineage: Eukaryota; Viridiplantae; Streptophyta; Magnoliopsida; Fabales; Fabaceae. The record is from RefSeq and is a predicted model, not a curated record.
AAAUAACACAAGGAUCUAAGUUCUAUAUAUACAUAAUCCAAUCCCAUUUGGUUCAGCAUUAUCCACAUUCUAAGGCCAAAACAAACACUGGUAGUGAAGAGUGAAUAGAGGAAUGGAAAUGGAGAAAAGAGAGAGGAAGAUUAUGGUGGCUGUGGAUGAGAGCCAAGAGAGUAUGUAUGCGCUGUCAUGGUGUCUAAGCAACCUUGUUUCUGACAACGUCGACAACGUUAAACUUGUCCUCCUCUAUGUCAAGCCACCCCCUUCUGUUUACCCCUUAGAUGCUGCAGGGUACAUAUUUUCAAGUGAUGUUGUUUCAACUAUGGAAAAGUAUGGAAAGGAUUUGGCUAACUCGGUAAUGGAAAGAGCUGGGGAUAUUUGCAGAAAAUUGAACACUACGAAUAUGAGUAUGGAGAGAGUAAUUGGUAGUGGAGAUGCCAAGAAUGUGAUAUGCAGUGCUGUGAAGAAACUUGAGGCUGAUACCUUGGUCAUGGGAACCCAUAGCUAUGGAUUCUUUAAGAGGGCACUCCUUGGAAGCGUUAGUGAUCAUUGUGCUAAGCAUGCCAAGUGUCCUGUUGUAAUUGUUAAGCAUCCUUGAUUCUCAUAUUUGGAAGCAGGUUCCAGGGCAUACCUACAACUAUAACUAUCUAGCAUCAAGAAGAAUGGAUUUUUUUUGUGUAUAUGUACAUAUAUCUAAAGCAUAGGGGGAAAAGAUGGUUGGGGAGAAUGUUUAUUUCAUUUUAUGAUACUUAUGCUUAAUUUCAUGUUAAGAAAUAGUUGUUAUUGAUUCGGAUUAUUCCAAGUUGCUGUUUACAUCCACAACCACAAGCUAGAAAGUCCAAUAGAUAUAGUGAAAAAAUCAGAGGGUAAUUAAGGUAACAAAAUGUGAAGCGCAGUGAAUAUGUGGAAUCAAAAUUGAAAUGAAAAGGUUUGGAUGACCGGAUUG